AUGAGAUGUGAAGAUAGCCAGAGCCUUCAGCCGGGGCCCCUCACACACAGAGUGACGGGCUUGCCGGGGGGAGGAGGGCACCAGGCCUCUGUGGUUCAUCCGUGGGAGUCUCACAGUGGCAGACCACACCACGCUGCACCCCACGUCACACGCCAGCUGGCCAGGACGUUUACUUUUACCUUGUAUACAGAGACUAAUGACCACCACACACACAUAGACAUCCUCAGUCCCCACACAGCACCAAAGGAAAUAAGCCUGCAGAGGAGAGCCCACAGAGGGGGCCAGGGACAGGGUAGAGUGGAGGAGAGGAGAGCCUGCAGAGGGGGCCAGGGGCAGGGUAGGGUGGAGGAGAGGAGAGCCUGCAGAGGGGGCCAGGGACAGGGAAAGGUGGAGGAGAGGAGAGCCUGCAGAGGGGCCAGGGACAGGGAAAGGUGGAGGAGAGGAGAGCCUGCAGAGGGGCCAGGGACAGGGAAAGGUGGAGGAGAGGAGAGCCUGCAGAGGGGCCAGGGACAGGGAAAGGUGGAGGAGAGGAGAGCCUGCAGAGGGGCCAGGGACAGGGAAAGGUGGAGGAGAGGAGAGCCUGCAGAGGGGGCCAGGGGCAGGGCAGGGUGGAGGAGAGGAGAGCCUGCAGAGGGGCCAGGGACAGGGAAAGGUGGAGGAGAGGAGAGCCUGCAGAGGGGCCAGGGACAGGGAAAGGUGGAGGAGAGGAGAGCCUGCAGAGGGGCCAGGGACAGGGAAAGGUGGAGGAGAGGAGAGCCUGCAGAGGGGGCCAGGGACAGGGAAAGGUGGAGGAGAGGAGAGCCUGCAGAGGGGCCAGGGACAGGGAAAGGUGGAGGAGAGGAGAGCCUGCAGAGGGGCCAGGGACAGGGAAAGGUGGAGGAGAGGAGAGCCUGCAGAGGGGCCAGGGACAGGGAAAGGUGGAGGAGAGGAGAGCCUGCAGAGGGGCCAGGGACAGGGAAAGGUGGAGGAGAGGAGAGCCUGCAGAGGGGCCAGGGACAGGGAAAGGUGGAGGAGAGGAGAGCCUGCAGAGGGGGACAGGGCAGGGUGGAGGAGAGGAGAGCCUGCAGAGGGGCCAGGGACAGGGCAGGGUGGAGGGGAGGAGAGCCUGCAGAGGGGGACAGGUCAGGGUGGAGGAGAGGAGAGCCUGUAGAGGGGACCAGGGGCAGGGCAGAGUGGAGGAGAGGAGAGCCUGCAGAGGGACCAGGGACAGGGCAGGGUGGAGGAGAGGAGAGCCUGCAGAGGGGGCCAGGGGCAGGGCAGGGUGGAGGAGAAGAGAGCCUGCAGAGGGGGCCAGGGGCAGGGCAGGGUGGAGGAGAGGAGAGCCUGCAGAGGGGCCAGGGACAGGGAAAGGUGGAGGAGAGGAGAGCCUGCAGAGGGGGCCAGGGGCAGGGCAGGGUGGAGGAGAGGAGAGCCUGCAGAGGGGCCAGGGACAGGGCAGGGUGGAGGGGAGGAGAGCCUGCAGAGGGGGACAGGUCAGGGUGGAGGAGAGGAGAGCCUGUAGAGGGGACCAGGGGCAGGGCAGAGUGGAGGAGAGGAGAGCCUGCAGAGGGACCAGGGACAGGGCAGGGUGGAGGAGAGGAGAGCCUGCAGAGGGGGCCAGGGGCAGGGCAGGGUGGAGGAGAAGAGAGCCUGCAGAGGGGGCCAGGGCAGGGUGGAGGAGAGGAGAGCCUGCAGAGGGGACCAGGGGCAGGGCAGGGCCUCUCCCCGGACUUCCUCCCGGGCCAGAACAAUGGCAGGCCCAGGAGCCCAGCUCUCCCACAGGCCCGGCGAGAGGAGGCCGGGGGCUUGGUACUGAGGAAGCCGCUCGGCACGCUGAAAUAUGGAGGGGACAGAUAA
Messenger RNA from Oncorhynchus gorbuscha (pink salmon), 1836 nucleotides. RefSeq names its product filaggrin-2-like. The transcript has 4 exons. The record is from RefSeq and is a predicted model, not a curated record. Bases 1 to 1836 code for a protein of 611 amino acids. Lineage: Eukaryota; Metazoa; Chordata; Actinopteri; Salmoniformes; Salmonidae.